AUGAAUACAUGGGCUUUAAUAGCCUUCGCCUUAUGGGCUCUGUUUAUGCGUAGCUUGCCAAAAAUUAUGGAAUUUCUCAAACUACGACAAUGGUCUCAAUCGGUACCGGGUCCCACAAUCAGUGAAUUCAUUGAAAAUGUUAAAAAAGGACAAAUCCUUUCAUGGUUUAAGGAGUUACGUGAAAAACACGGCGCAACCUUCCGCAUUUGGUUGGGCAAAGAUUUGAUGGUUUUCUUUACCGACCCAGAGGAUGUCAAACAGUUGUUGGGCAACAAUAAUCUUUUGCAUAAAUCUAGGAAUUACAGUAGUGUCGAGCCUUGGCUGGGCAAGGGUCUGUUAACAAAUGGUGGAGAAUCAUGGCAUUCAAGAAGAAAAUUCCUGACACCAGCAUUUCAUUUUCGUAUUCUAAGUGAAUUUAAAGGACCAAUGGAGGAAAAUUGUCGUAUCCUAAUGCGUCGCCUAGAGGAGAAGGCGAAUGGCGAAGAAUUCGAUAUUUAUCCCUAUAUUACGCUGUUCGCUUUGGAUGUUAUUUGUGAAACGGCCAUGGGUAUUAAGAAGAAUGCACAAAUGCAAUCCGAAUCGGAUUAUGUUAAGGCGGUGCAACAAAUUUGUCACAUUUUACACAAACGUUCCUUUAACUUUUGGCAAAGGAAUAAUGUCUUCUUUAAAUUCACGGAGGAUGGCCGCAAGCGUGAUGCCUGCUUGAAAAUUCUACAUGACGAAACCAAUCGUGUAAUUAAACUAAGGCGUAAAAUGUUACAAGAUUCCAAAAUCACAACUAUGCAGGAAGCCGAGAAGUCUUGUGAUAGUUUUGGUCAAAAGAAACGUUUCGCAUUUUUGGACAUGCUGCUGAUUUCACAAAUGGAAGGUGUCCCACUAUCGGAUCGUGAAAUUCGUGAAGAAGUUGAUACAUUCAUGUUUGAGGGACAUGACACGACCAGUUCUGCAAUUGGUUUUGCUAUUUAUUUGUUAUCGCAACAUGCGGAAGUGCAAAAGCAAGCCUAUGAAGAGGCAAUGGCUAUGGAGGGUCGUGAAAAAGAAUCCAUGCCCUACAUGGAGGCCAUCAUUAAGGAAACAUUACGUUUAUACCCAUCGGUGCCAUUCUAUUCACGUGCUGUCAACGAAGAUUUACAAGUUGGUCAGCUGACGGUACCCAAGGGUGCUAGUGUCAGUAUUUUAGCCUACAUGGUACAUCGUGAUGAAACCUAUUAUCCCGAUCCGGAAAAAUUCGAUCCUUCAAGAUAUUUUAAGAAUGAAAAAGAUUUGCACCCGUUCAGUUUUGUUGCAUUUAGUGCUGGGCCGAGAAACUGUAUUGGUCAAAAGUUCGCCAUGCUGGAAUUGAAAUGCAGUUUGUCACACUUGCUGCGUAAUUUUGAAUUUUUACCCGUCAAGGACUUUAAACCGGUUGCUCUGCCCGAACUGGUAAUGAAGAGUGGCAAUGGUAUUAAAGUCGGUAUUAAACGUCGUUCUUAA
Molecule: messenger RNA, 1473 nt
Organism: Musca vetustissima
Lineage: Eukaryota; Metazoa; Arthropoda; Insecta; Diptera; Muscidae
Product: probable cytochrome P450 4s3
Exons: 4
Coding region: 1-1473 (490 amino acids)
Molecular function (GO): iron ion binding; heme binding; monooxygenase activity
Source: RefSeq, a predicted model, not a curated record